CGGCGCGGGGUCCUGCAGCGCUCGCUCGCGCUCGGGGAGGCUGAGGCGGCAGGAGCGGCAGCAAUGGCGGAUUUCGAUGCUUAUGACGACCGGGCCUAUAGUAGCUUCGGGGGCGGCCGCGGGUCUCGUGGCAGUUCUGCCAUUGGUGCACGUAAACAGAAAGAGCUUCCAACAGAGCCCCCCUUUACAGCAUACGUUGGUAACCUCCCCUUCAACACAGUUCAAGGAGAUAUUGAUGCCAUCUUUGAGAAACUCAGUAUAAGAAGUGUGCGACUAGUCAGAGACAAAGAGACAGAUAAAUUUAAAGGAUUUUGUUAUGUAGAGUUUGAUGAGGUUGAGUCACUUAAAGAAGCUCUGACGUUUGAUGGAGCACUUUUUGGUGAACGGUCGCUCCGAGUGGACAUAGCUGAAGGCAGGAAACAAGACAAAGGUGGCUUCGGUUUCAGAAAAGGUGGCGGUCCAGAUGACAGAGGCAUGGGUGGAGGUCUACGGGAAUCGAGAGGAGGAGGUGGAUGGGAUUCCAGAGAUGACUUCAGUUCUGGUAGUUUCAGAGAUGAUGACUUCCUAGGAGGCAGAGGUAGAACACGUCCUGGAGAUCGACGAGGAGGUGCCCCGCCCAUGGGGGGCACAGGUCGUUUCAGGGAUGGUCCACCAAUGCGUGGGUCUUCUAUGGAUUUCCGAGAGCCAACAGAAGAGGAAAGAGCCCAGAGGCCCAGACUUCAGCUCAAGCCCCGGACAGUUGCUACGCCCCUCAAUCAAGUAGCCAAUCCCAAUUCUGCCAUCUUUGGUGGAGCCAAGCCAAGGGAGGAAAUAGUAAAGGAGCAUGACUGAGGGCACUCGGGGCAAGAGUGGGGGAAACGGGAUUGAGGGAGGGGCUGGGUGGGGGUGGGAGGAAACGCAAGACAGCCCAGAGUGUCUCACUGAGCUCAGAACAUUAACCCCGCAGCCACCAUUCCUACCAUCUGACACUUGUCCUCCUUGAAACCGAAAUGGAAAACAAAACAAAACAAACCAGAGCUUGUGAAUGCAUGUCAGCUGUUAACAAGUGGUUUUUAGCACAUUUUUGGCUUCUCUGUAUGUAGUGCCUGCAUUCUCUUAAGUUCCCCAGCCCCAGACUUCCCUCGUUCCAGGCUCAGGGCUGGCUUCCAGCCAAUAGAGCACCUCUUCCACAGUGGAUUUCUUUAAUCCAAGGUGCUGCUUCACCUUUUUCUUCGUUUCUGACUCUCUUCUUCCCAGACACCUGAGUCAGACUCCAGUUGUUCUCCUCUGCCUUCCACAGUGCUUCUUUGUCCGCGGCAUGUUCAGCCAUCCCCAGUGACCCUCAACUCAAAAGAUCCUGCCCAAGUGAAAAUGUUGCCAAAAAAAAAAAAAAAGCUCCUGCAACACAGAGUUAAGCCACUGGGCACUUUGGAAUAGAUCCAAAAUCUGUUUCUUCCAGGAUAGUUUAAAAUGUAAACUGCAGUAAGAGCAAAGGAUGCCCUCUGCUCUGGGCCCCACUGGCACCGCGCAGGGCUCUGCCUGGAGCAGAAGUUAUAUGUCUGCAUUGGAGUCUGGCAUGAAAAAUGCAGUUGGAUGCAUUCUUGACUUGGCCUGUGUCAUUCCCACUAGUGCUUAGAGGUUGGUGUGCUGUUGACAUUUGUGCCAACUCUGUAGCACCCAUGACUUCCUUCCAACAUAUUCUGUGUUUUGUUUUAUUUUUUUCCACAGAAUUGCUAAUGGCUUUCUAACUAAUUUCUUAAAUAAAGUUUUUUCCCUCCCUUUGGGAGGUUGGAGGCGCUUUGUUUUGAAUGAAAUGGUGUCUUAACUUCGCCAUGCCAGCAUUUUGAUUCUUUCAGUAUGUUUUGUGCUUUUCCUCUUUAGCUUCUCCAAUAAGCAGAGGGGAGAGCACCACAUUAUACAGUUUCAACUGGCAUCUUAACAGCAUGGAGGCCUAGCAAACUGAGCAGCUGACAAAUGUUCAUUCCCCUUGCGUCUCUUUGUGAAUAAAUUUUGCUGGAAAAAGCUGGAUGCAGCAAGUAACCUAGAAGGAAAGAAGCACUAAAUAGUGAUGUAAACUUGAAGAGCAGUUUGUCGCCUGCUCAGCUGUUCAGUUUGUAAGAUUCGUGGCUCAGCCUGGGCAGAGUGGGAAUACCUGCGGUGCCUGACUUCAGUUCUAACAUAUCUUAUUUGUAGCUUUGAUACAAAUAACAGGAUAGAAACUGGCAGGUUUUCUCUUUUCUGGGGCUUCCCCUCCUUUUAAAUGCUAAAUCUUGUCCUAUUUCUAAAAACAGGUCUUUCAAUUUGCAAAAUUAAUUCGCAAACUUCCAAGAGCAGCUUUUAUUUGGAUAUAAAUAAAAUUAUUAGCAAAGGUCUUCAUGAUUUACAAAAGAGCAAAUGUUUCUCUUCCUGACCUCCUUGUAAUUUGAGCAUAUUUUUGAGAAUAAGAACCAUUUGUUUAACACUAACUUUCUUUAAGACAUGCACUGUGUGGUUGUAUUGUAAACCAAAUCCACCCAAUAAUCUCUCUUCCGCUUUAAGUAAGGAAGAACCAAGAUUUUAAGAGCAAAAAACAAGACUUCUCCAUGCAAGGCUCACUCAGUCGAUCCAUUUGAUUUUUAAAUGUGUAAAGAGAAAUUUCCAAACACUUAACACAUUCUGCUUCAUGACAAAGUAAAUUUAUGGAUAUGGUAUUUUGUGAAUGAUCUUUUAAAUAAAGAAAACAUUAAGUAAUAUUUAA
Molecule: messenger RNA, 2716 nt
Organism: Pseudonaja textilis
Lineage: Eukaryota; Metazoa; Chordata; Lepidosauria; Squamata; Elapidae
Source: RefSeq, a predicted model, not a curated record